Sclerotinia trifoliorum is the source of this 3010-nucleotide messenger RNA. The record is from the annotation of a GenBank genome assembly. NCBI's taxonomy places the organism in Eukaryota, Fungi, Ascomycota, Leotiomycetes, Helotiales, Sclerotiniaceae.
GGCAAGACUGUUUUAGUUCAAGACAAUCAGCUUCAACAAUGAAAAUUGAAGGACAUAUUGAUGUCUUUUGACACUAUUGCUAUACGGAGUUAGACAUCAACUUGCUCUAGGAUGUAUGACCAAAGGCUGCAAUAGAAAGUGGCGUUGAAACUGCCGCAAAAAGAGACUGGAUCAUCUGUAAAAGUCAGUUGAGGCGUACAUUAGUGUUGUAUAGCUCAAUGCAUAACCGCUGAAGCAAGCCAUAUGACGACUUUAUAUAAACUGAAAAGACCUGAGACACAUUUAAUUCCGUUUUCUUAUCUUGGCUGGCUGUUAUUCAAAUACUUGCUAAUUUCUUCUUAGUUGCAAGCCCAAUCCGAAGACAAGUUUGACGAGUCGAGUUCAAUUGCUUCAUUGUCAACUAUCAGCAAAGUUACAAGAUGCUUAAAUUGUAAACUAGAAGAACUAACUCUCGACCCUUUGUAUCGUUGUUCGAAAUGCUCAGCCCGAUGGCAUGCUAGUUGUCAUAAUCCACGCCCAACAAUGGGAGCUGAAGUCACGUAUGGCAAUUUCUCCUCGUACUGGUCGGCAAUCGCUAAACGUGAAUAGUGAUUGGUAUUGCCGUCAUUGUACUAGGAAAUAUGGCCUGCCACCAAGAGAACAUUCGCCAGAGCGUGAAUCAUUAGCCGUGGAAUGCGAAAUACCUGGGUGUAAGAAGCCAAUUUAUAGCAUGUCGGGUAAAGCCAAAAAUGGUCUAAUCUUGUGUAAGUUUCACGAGAUUACAGAGAAAAGUAAGAGGUCAAAGAUUGCUAGCAAAGCACUGGUACAGGCCUCGUCAAGGCCACUCUCGAAGCCCAUUAAAAAAUCAAAGCUUUACACUGUUAAGUAUGAUGAAGAUAUGCAGGAAAUGAAGCGUAAACCAGGUAGGAAGCCAGGAGAUCUAAAAAAGAAGCCAAUGCUUUCAAACCAUUCAGCUGCCCAAUCAGCUCUCAAUAAUAAGCCAACCGCGAGGACUCAGGGAGUCCGGAAAUCGGAGAACAUGCUGGCUACACGAAGUGAUUUGCGUCCUCAUACUGACAUGGCCGCUCGAGGACCGCUGUAUCCCCGAACUGAUAACUCGAUUCAUAUUCCAAAAUCUAGAAGUAACUUGCAACCACAAUGGAUAAGGGCCAGCAGCCCUAAUACGAAUAGUGCUAGGGUCUUGUAAGUUUUGAUUAUUGAAUACGGAGUGAAUAUUAUUGAUCUAACCUAUUUAGGCCAGAAAUCUACAAUGGAACCACACUCUCACCAUCGCCGGAGUAUGAGCCUCCAUCACCAGCUAUAGUUGAUGAUAAAACAGUUCCUUCACCAGAAUAUGAACCUCCGUCGCCAGCCGAAGUUGACGACAAUGCUAAUAUUUGGCAAUCUGAAAUUGAGAAAUCUGUUGAGCAAGACGGCAUUGAGCAAGACAACAUUGAGCAAGACGAUAGUCCUGGCUCUCAGAUAAAAGAUGAGCUUAGAGCUAUGCAGGAAAGUGCAAAAAAGGUUGGGACGGAGCCUGAGAAUUUAUUGCUCCAAGAUUUGGGGUCUCCAUUCCUGUCAGGGCCAUUGUCAAAUACUAAACAGGCACCUGAAAGAUUCUUCACCUUCCCGAGUAAUAAUAAUCCUGGCAGUAAAACUCCCCUAUUUGGUCUAAAAGAGGUCGUGAAAGAAUCAUCCUCGGUAGUUUCUUCCAUAUCCCCAGUUCCAGCUGUUCGUCUGACUACGAAGCCAUCACAACCUAUGUUACCGAAACCGGGUAACAGCAAACAAGCAAAAAACACGCAUCAUCCUAACUCGGAAAACGACAAGGGAGUGACCACAUGUGAUUGGGGAAAUACAGGAAACGAACAGGAAAUUUUGGGACGUGGGUGGGGAAAUCGACCAAUAGGAAGAACUGAGUCUCUGUUGCAAGGCGAUGAUAUGAAACGCGAUGCAUUACAUCUAGCUCAGAAACGAAAAGCUAGUACUCGGGAGGACCAAGAAGCUGAACCACAUUCCACAGAGGAGACAAAGUUUCGGCAGAAAAAUCAACAAAAUCUCAUCAACACAACGAAUAAACUUGCAGCCCAACCAUCAUGGGAAAUGCCCUCGAAUUCGGAAUCUUCAGCUUCACAAUUACAACAAAAGGAACCAAUUCAAAAAGAGCCGACGCAUACGGCACCACUCUAUGGUGAAUACAAACCCCACACUAUCGAAUAUCAACGUCAAUUGCGCUGCAAAACCUACGAUCCCAGUGUUCUCGACCAUUAUUUAAGCGUACAAAUAGAGUCCCAAGCCCGUGCCGAGGUCGAAAGAGAACAAAAUCUCAUGCCCCAACCUGAAACCGCUGCCAAAACACAAAUCUGGGGUAGCAUCGAUCCUCGAAUCGUCUGGCCAAAAGAACAAUCCGAAGGUUGGUACGAGGCUAAACGCAAAGAGAUUGAUGCACGUGGUGGGAAGAAGGCGAACUUUGGGAUACUCCUCACAGCACAAGUGAGAAAGGAGAGGAGUGAUAGAGGUUGGCAUCCGAAUCAGAACAAAGAAUAUGUUCCUAAGCAGGAGAGAAAUGGUGGCUCCAUUUUCACUGCAGAUGUGGGCGCAGUCGAUCUAGCAGUCAAGGGCGGAAAAUUAGGCGUUCUUGUGCCAAUGGCGGGGAGAGAGAGGAAAUCAAGGGCAGAGAAGGAGUUUAUCCCGGGUGAUAGGUGAAAACUGGUCGGGAGUAUAGGCUGAGGGUUUUUACGGGCAUUUCAAACGGUUGGGUUCUGGGAAGGAUGGUUUAUGAUACCCAUUGGUGUUACAGCGCGCAUUGCAUUCGUGCUUGCAUAUACGAUUACAUAAUACACUACGGAUGCGAGGUAGUGAAUAGGUUUAUGCUAAAGGGAGAAGUUCUCAGGCAUCAUGCGUUUUUUGGCCGUACCUAGGUACAUAAUUACAAGGGAUUAAUGUUUGGGAAGACUGUACUUCAAGAUGAAUAUAUCAUUCAUAAAUUUUUGUGUCCUGGGCAAUGAUAUUAAUGUAACAAAAUCAAUUA